This is a messenger RNA of Syngnathus typhle (broad-nosed pipefish), 5505 nucleotides long. It is a transcript of the gene pnpla6, whose product is annotated as patatin-like phospholipase domain containing 6. Gene Ontology annotation, cellular component: endoplasmic reticulum. Gene Ontology annotation, biological process: phosphatidylcholine metabolic process. Bases 185 to 4207 code for a protein of 1340 amino acids. The record is from RefSeq and is a predicted model, not a curated record. Gene Ontology annotation, molecular function: phosphatidylcholine lysophospholipase A1 activity. The transcript is spliced from 36 exons. Lineage: Eukaryota; Metazoa; Chordata; Actinopteri; Syngnathiformes; Syngnathidae.
GUUUAACACUCAGAUUGAUGCUUACCCGGGGGAAUACUGUUUUUUAAAUGGCUUCUAUCGUGUUGUCACUUCCAUCAAGCGCAAAACCGGUUCGAUUUGACUACAAACUUCUCAUUUCUUGCACAACACCUACGACAGUUGCACGGCCUUUUAUGGAUCACCCGUAUGAAGCAACAGGGUUACAAUGGGACAAAGUACCUCGGAACAAGAGGUCCAAACAGAUGGCUCAGAGGACAAGUUUAAUGACAUCAGGAGUUUUGUGGAGGAGGAACUCCAGACCAGCAUGAUGAUGGGGGUCGUGCUUGGUGCUGGCGUUGCCAUAGUCCUCAUAGCCAUCCUCAUCUUCUUCAUCCUGCGGCGGAUCCACCUAAGAAACCUAGAAGCACAGGAGGUGCCCAAGUACCGUUUUCGUAAGAGGGACAAAGUUAUGUUCUAUGGGCGAAAGAUCAUGCGUAAAGUCUCCCAGUCUACCUCCUCCCUGGUGGGUACAUCCUCCACCUCUCGACCACGCCUGAAAAAGAAGCAGAAGAUGCUCAACAUUGCCAAAAAGAUCCUGCGCUUUAAGAAGGAAGUGCCUAUAUUGCAGGCCAAGGAGCCUCCUCCCUCCGUGCUGGAGGCAGAUCUUACUGAAUUUGACGUGGCCAACUCUCACCUUCCUUCUGAGGUGCUUUAUAUGCUUAAAAAUGUCCGUGUGCUGGGCCACUUUGAGAAGCCCCUCUUUCUAGAACUCUGCAAGCACAUGGUGUUUGUACAGUUUCAGCAAGGGGAGUACGUCUUUAGGCCGGGCCAGCCAGACAGCAGCAUCUACGUGGUUCAAGAUGGAAAACUAGAACUGUGCCUUACUGGAAUGGAUGGCAAAGAAAGUGUGGUGAAGGAGGUUUUCCCUGGAGACAGUGUCCACAGCCUCCUUAGUAUUCUGGAUGUCAUCACGGGCCACCAGAAGCCUUACAGAACAGUGUUGGCACGAGCCGCCGAGGUCUCCACUGUUCUUCGUUUACCAGUAGAGGCCUUCCUGUCUAUAUUUGAGAAGUAUCCCGAGAGCCUGGUGCGAGUAGUACAGAUUAUCAUGGUUCGUCUCCAGAGAGUUACCGUCUUAGCCCUUCACAACUACCUGGGCCUAACAAAUGAGCUCUUCAGCCAUGAAUUGCAUCCCUCACGUCAGCUGCCUCCGUCUCCCCACCCGGCCCGCACCAGUCCUAGCCGCCACGGCAAGCGCUUUGGGAGUCUGACAGUGCCUGAGGAACAACGCGAAGCUGCCAUAAAAGGAGAUCAAGCCAAGGACGGCGCUACUCUUAGUCGGACCAUCUCCAUGCCUGUGGAUAUUUCUGGUAUUCAGAAAGGUCUGAGAUCAGACUUUGACAUGGCAUAUGAAAGGGGACGGAUUUCUGUGUCUGCAGAAGAUGGCAACACCCCACCCAACUUUACUCGGUCUGUUUCCCAAGACCAGCGGGAGAAGAAGGUGACCGUGGAUGAGGUUCCCUCAGGGAUUUACCUCUAUCCAGAAGAAGAGACAGGGCUGGAUAAUAUUUUCACAACUGUAACCUGUCGAUCCAGUUCAGCAUUGUUUGAGGAAGCUCAGAAAGAGUUCCUUAAGCUUAUGAGGAUUGAGGACCCAUCUCUGUUGAAUGGGAAAGUUACUUUACAUCAUGCCAAAGCUGGAGCUGUCUUGGCCAGACAGGGAGACCAGGAUGUGAGUCUGCACUUUGUUCUGUCCGGAUGCCUGCAUGUCUAUCAGCGGAUGAUAAAUAAGCAAGAAGCCGUCUGCCUGUUUGUGACCCACCCAGGGGAGAUGGUGGGACAGCUCGCCGUGCUUACUGGAGAGCCUCUUAUUUUUACCAUCAAGGCCAUUCGAGACUGUACUUACCUCAAGAUAUCAAAAUCUGAUUUCUAUGAGAUUAUGAGGGAGCAGCCCAGUGUGGUGUUGAGUGCAGCGCACACCGUAGCCAUCCGGAUGUCCCCAUUUGUCAGACAGAUGGACUUUGCUAUUGACUGGAUGGCUGUGGAAGCGGGUAGAGCCCUCUACAGACAGGACGAUCAGUCAGACUGUACGUAUAUUGUUCUGAAUGGGCGUCUGCGUUCGGUUAUCCGCAAGGCAAAUGGCAAGAAAGAACUCGUGGGGGAAUAUGGGAGAGGAGACCUUAUCGGAGUGGUGGAGGCAUUGACCAGACAGCCACGAGCCACCACUGUGCAUGCUGUAAGAGACACUGAAUUGGUGAAGCUGCCUGAAGGAACACUCAACAACAUCAAAAGAAGAUAUCCUCAGGUGGUGACGAGGCUGAUCCACCUAUUAGGACAGAAAAUUCUGGGAAACCUCCAGCAGGGUCGAGGUCCAUUCUCAGGCUCAACCUUGAGUCUGCCCAGUAUGACCACCAGUGCUGAUGUAACCAAUCCUGCUAGCAACCUCUCCACAGUAGCUGUGCUGCCAGUAUGUGAUGAAGUUCCAAUCAAUGCGUUCAAUCUGGAGCUCAGCCAUGCCCUCAGUGCCAUUGGGCCUACCUUGCUGUUAACCAGUGACAUAAUCAGAGAGCGGCUUGGAGCAUCCGCUUUGGACAGCAUCCAUGAGUACCGCUUGUCCGGCUGGCUGGCCCAACAGGAGGACAUCAAUCGAAUUGUCUUGUACCAGACUGACAACAGCAUGACCCCAUGGACUCAGCGGUGCAUUCGGCAGGCAGACUGCAUCCUUAUUGUUGGCCUGGGAGACCAGGAACCUACCGUUGGAGAGCUGGAGCAGAUGCUGGAGAACACAGCAGUCCGUGCAUUGAAACAGCUGAUCCUUCUUCACAAAGAGGAUAGCCCAGGUCCUUCCAGGACAGUCGAGUGGCUGAACAUGCGUAGCUGGUGCUCGGGGCAUCUUCACCUGAAGUGUCCUCGCAGGGUCUUUUCCAGACGUAGCCCCGGCAAACUGAGAGAAGUUUAUGAAAAGGUUUUUGAGAAAACAGCAGAUAGACACAGUGAUUUUUCUCGGCUGGCCCGAGAGCUAACCGGAAACAGUAUAGCCCUUGUGCUGGGAGGAGGCGGAGCAAGAGGUUGUUCUCACGUGGGUCUCAUUAAAGCCAUGGAAGAAGCAGGGAUUCCCAUUGACAUUGUUGGCGGAACAUCUAUUGGAUCAUUCAUUGGUGCGUUGUACGCCGAAGAGAGGAGUGCCGUCAGAACGAAGCAGAGAGCCAGAGAGUGGUCAAAGGCCAUGAACUCAGUAUUCAAAACAGUGCUGGACCUGACCUAUCCCAUCACCUCCAUGUUUUCUGGCUCUGCAUUCAAUACCAGCAUCUACAAGGUUUUUCAGGACAAACAAGCUGAGGAUUUGUGGUUGCCGUAUUUUAACGUCACCACAGAUAUCACCGCAUCCGCCAUGCGUGUUCAUCAAGAUGGCUCUCUGUGGCGCUAUGUGCGGGCGAGCAUGACCCUAUCCGGGUACCUGCCGCCUCUCUGCGACCCCAAAGAUGGGAACUUGCUUAUGGAUGGUGGCUACAUCAACAACCUGCCAGCGGAUAUUGCGAGGAACAUGGGCGCCAAAACAGUCAUUGCCAUCGACGUAGGCAGUCAGGACGAGACGGACCUCUGUAACUAUGGCGACUCUCUGUCUGGCUGGUGGUUGCUGUGGAAACGAAUCAAUCCUUGGGCUGAAAAAGUCAAGGUCCCAGACAUGGCAGAGAUCCAGUCUCGGCUUGCCUAUGUGUCUUGUGUGCGGCAACUCGAGGUGGUCAAGAAAAGUGCUUAUUGCGAGUACAUAAGACCGCCCAUCGAUCGAUUCAAGACCAUGGACUUUGGCAAGUUUGACGAGAUUUAUGACGUGGGCUUCCAGCACGGGAAGCUGGUGUUUACUGGCUGGGCCCGAGGUGACAUCAUCCAAAACAUGCUCAGGGACCACCGAUCGGCCGACUACAACGACAGCAAAAGAGUUGAUUCAUGCACAUGCCAAGGAGCCGACUUCACAGACCUUGCAGAGAUCGUAUCCAGGAUCGAGCCAGUCCAAAACUACGUUUCUGCUGAGGCGGAGGAGUCGGACUGUCUGACAGAGUAUGAGGAGGAUGGGAUGGACACUGUGAGAGAAGAAGAAAGACGGGAGGAGGAAGACGAGGCUGAAGACCCAGAGGACCAGUCCCCUGGAGAGUGGGGACCAAACGGAAUCUUCCAGAGUGAUGAGGAGAAAUCUGUGAGGCAGCGUAGGAAAUUCACCAGUGACGCCUCAGAAAUCUCAGACUGCUGACAACAAGAGGAAGAUUUUGAAGUGGAUCAUCAAGGGCCAAAAACCAACUCAAUGUGCUCCACCCCAGUUUUUUCAGGAACUCCUUUUAGUGUUUGUUUGCUCUUGAACUCAUCGUCUGUCAUUCUUUUGCUGUCAGUCACGCUGAUCCAACAAGAAGGGGCUUUUCUCUUGUCUGUCCUGCAAGAAAAGAUGGAUUUUAAAGGGGCCCUCUGACUUUAUGUACUUUUUUCCUCAAACCCCAAAGGGACGGCAAUAACCAAGCCCACACAGGAAUGCAGUGCUUGGCCGUCAAAUGGCCAGAAGAACACUACAAUGCAUGCCUCCAGAGUAUUAAGAGAGACUCUGUGUGAUGCCUGAAUAUUGAAAUAGUAGCAGGACACUGGAAGGUGGAUGUCAGCAAACUUUAGGAAGGAUUCACGCUAAUAUUGACAACUUGACUUUUCGAGUUGCAUUAGGAGAGCUGGUAAGAAUCAAUCGGGAGGAUGACAGAUGCCUAUUGGAAAUCAAAGAUGAGAGGGACUUCAGAUUGUUUCAAAAUGUGUCUUUUAAGGGAGUAGAAAAAUAAAAAGAGCGCUAACUUAGUGUUAUUUUAAUUUAUUUUAGAGUAAUGCACAAUGGCAGCUUGCUUUUGGGAGGGAUGAGUUGAGCCGAUGAAUGUCUGAUGGAACUUUGGAUCAAUGCAGCUGCUUUCAGUGAUGGGUGACUGCUAGUUUCAAACUACAGAAGCAGCCAUGCAGCUGACGUUCCAUCCCAGUGCCCCUUUUGCCAUGAGGUUUUCCAUUUUCAUCUUCACUGUACAGAAAAGCAAUGCCACCUCUCCCCCCUGUUCAUGGUCACCCUGGAACAGAUGUGAUGUCACACUCUACGGCCCCACGUUGAACUUACUUGGUCACAGUCACGACUCAAAAACAAAUUCUCAUAUGUCACUGGAACGAUAUGGACUUUGUUGUAGUAUUAUUACACCAGGUUGUACAUUUCUGAUGCUUAGGUACAAAAUCAACAUUCAAGCAGUUGUACUGUUUAUUUGCCAGUUCUGAUUUUUUUUUUUUUUAAGGAAAUUUUGAAUUUAAUAGAUUAACUGAUGGAUUUGAAUGUUUUUUGUUCUUGUUGAAUUUCCUUAAUUCAUGGUGGGGGUUUUACUUAACUUGGAAUGGUAACUGAAAUAAUGACCAUAUUCUUUUCUGAUCAUAUGCUUGGUUUUCUUUCGUUGCCCACAUUAAGAACCCAAAGCAGUAAACAUGAGGACAAAGAUAAACAAGAAAAUUAUACACAUUGGAAAAUAAAUAUGUAUGAUGCCA